AUGGAGGCAACUUAGACAGGAGCAGGCGCGGCCCCUCGUCUCUCGGCGCUGCCUGCUCCCCCCGCACCGGGCGCGGCGCUCCCCGCCGAGCCGCAGCCCGAGCGCCGCCGGGCCCGCGGGACUCCCCGGCCGCUUGCUUCGCUGCCCCGAUGAUGUUACCGAGCCCCGUCACCUCCACCCCCUUCUCUGUCAAAGACAUCCUCAACCUGGAGCAGCAGCAGCAGGACCCGCACUAUGGGGCCCAGCUCCCGCACCACCUGGAGCACCACUUCCACCCCGCCGCCUGCCUGCUGGCGGCCGCUGACGGCGCCCGCUUCUCCGACGGCGAGGAGGAAGAAGAGGAGGACAAGCUGUCCUACCUGACAGCGCCCGGCGGCCAGGCGGACGCACGGAUCUCCACCGACAGCUACGUGCACGCCGUGCUGCGCGGCUCCUGCGAGGCCCCCGGCCCAGGAGAGGAGCUGGACCCCGCGGCCCGCGACCCGA
Molecule: messenger RNA, 486 nt
Organism: Oxyura jamaicensis (ruddy duck)
Lineage: Eukaryota; Metazoa; Chordata; Aves; Anseriformes; Anatidae
Product: homeobox protein Nkx-2.3-like
Exons: 1
Source: RefSeq, a predicted model, not a curated record